AUGAAAGCAAGAUUUAACCCUAAAAAGACCGAUGCAGUAGUCCAGAGUGUCUUUACCACCAAGGUGACAAAGCAUUCCACGUCACAAGAAUUUUUGAGAUUGGGUGACCCUCUGUGCUGCAUCUCCCCGGAUAACAUUGAACCACAAUCAGUUCGUGGGAGCCCUGUCCCUUUAACAAGAAUAAAAACCUUAGUUUCAAUGACAACGCCGAAAGAUUUCAGAGCACAUGGUUCUUGCACCUUACCACCAUUCGUUGAGUUUGAUAUGAGCUCAGAAAGCUUUGCCUGUCUUUAUAUACCUAGCAUUGCACCUCAGAGUACAACGCAAGUAACUGUAACAUCAGCUGACAACAGUGUAGCUGGUGGCAUUGGCUCAGGUGAUCGGUUCUUUCCACCCCAAACUGGUUUAACAUACAGCACAUGGAUAUGUGUCGAUAAAUUUUGCGAUCCUCAAACAGAUUAUCACAGCAUCAGACUAUUAACUUUAAUUCGUACUGUACAAUCAAACAGAGAUUUACUUUGCUUUAGUGCUGUUAUUAGUGCCCGUGACAAAGCAAUCAUUAUCUCAACUCAAGAGACACCACUACCACAAUGUGUUGGCGAUUGGGAGCCAGAAGGAACUGGUGAUUAUGGUGCUAGAGUUUGGUGUCCUGAGUUACUACAUGAAGGUCAAUGGCACCAUAUUGCAAUAGUAUUAAAUCGUGCUGUACUAAAAAAUUCAAGUUUUUUAUUGUAUCUCGAUGGUCAACAUAUUCAUAGCCAAAAGCUUCAUUAUAUUAGUCAAUUACCUGGUGGAGCCACGGCUAAUUUAAUAGUUGGAUCACCCGUAUAUGGCUAUAUAGGUACGCCUCCAUUUUGGCGAAGAUUGUCCAGACUUAAAUGGAAGCAAGGUCCAUGUUAUUUUAUGGAAGAAGUAUUGAAUUCACAAAAUAUAGCAACUUUAUUUAAGUUAGGUCCACAUUACAUGGGAAGCUUGCAAGCACCACAAUUUCCAGGUAUGAAUCCUCUGUCUUCAUUGGUAGCAGAAGAAAGAAUAGUUUUUGGAUUAAACUCCAAAGCAAUGUCACAAAUGACUCUUGCAAGAAUAAGAAAGGUGUACCGUAAAGAGGAUAACAAAUCCAUCGCCAAACAGGCAAGUAUCUUUGCAUCUUUAUUGAGUUAUCAGGUUGAAUGUAAUACUUCACAAAAUGGAUUGACCAUCAGAAACAUUUAUGAUUCAGUUAGAGAAAAUCUUCAUAUAACUGUAUUAGAAGAUAUUUAA
Copidosoma floridanum is the source of this 1260-nucleotide messenger RNA. RefSeq names its product WD repeat and FYVE domain containing 3 bchs (gene bchs). Lineage: Eukaryota; Metazoa; Arthropoda; Insecta; Hymenoptera; Encyrtidae. The record is from RefSeq and is a predicted model, not a curated record. Gene Ontology annotation, molecular function: metal ion binding; protein binding.